Postia placenta MAD-698-R-SB12 is the source of this 1368-nucleotide messenger RNA. RefSeq lists its product as hypothetical. NCBI's taxonomy places the organism in Eukaryota, Fungi, Basidiomycota, Agaricomycetes, Polyporales, Adustoporiaceae. The transcript has 8 exons. Bases 18 to 1031 code for a protein of 337 amino acids. The record is from RefSeq and is a predicted model, not a curated record. Gene Ontology annotation, cellular component: SAGA complex.
GCAUAUUGCAUUCGAAGAUGUCCGGCAGGCGUGGCGCUUCAAAACGUCCCGCGUCUUCAGAAGAGGUAGAGUACUGGUCGCACGCAGCGGCCUCGCUAGGAAGGCUCUCGAAGACGUACAGAACUGCAGCUACCGCAGACACAAUUGGCAGAGUCAACAGACUUCUCUCUGCAUGGCCGACUGACGAUGAUCUGCCCGCCGAAGGAUAUGAAAGCGUGAAGAGCAUAUACAAGAAACUCACUUCGGGUCUCACUGAGAUCAAGACAACAUCUGAACGCGAAGUCGGGUUGAUUGACGAUACAAUUGAGCAUCUCGGCAUCCUCAUUGCUCUCCGCCAAGCAUCGGAGGCAGUGCCUCCCGAAAAACGAAACAAAAGACCCCGUGCGCACUCUCCCGCCCCUGUGCCUGUUCCUGCUCCUGCCGCCCCACCUGCCGCCACUCGUGCUAUGUCAAUAACGCUCCCUCCGCGCAAUUCAGUCGGACCGCAGACGGCAAUCCCCUUUUCACGCGAGCCGAAAGCCCGAAGAGAGGCUCUUUCCAAGCAGCUUCCUUUACAAGAAGGGCGAAAGGUGGCAUUCCACCCUCCACAGAACUCGAGCAAGGCUGUGGAUAGCGCUACCGGUGGCAAGGAUGAGGAAUGGAUCCUUGCCGUCGUCACAAAGUGCAUUAAUCAGGAUAAGAAUCGCUAUGAAGUUCAAGACCCUGAGCCACAGGAAGACGGUCAACCCGGCCAGUGUUACAAUACCACGCUGCGUGCCAUCAUACCGCUUCCCGAUCCAAACGCUCCGCCGGAGAGCGCCACACACUUGAAUGCAUAUCCGGAGUUCUCAGCAGGUUCAACUGUGAUGGCGCUCUAUCCGGAUACUAGUUGCUUCUAUCGUGCUGAAGUUAUCGCUAGCCCAAGUGAUAUGCAGCCUGCUGGCAGAACGGGUCCAUCAUCGAGAACGUACAAACUGAAGUUCGAGGACGAUGAUGAUCAAGAACACAUCGUGUCCGCGCAAUGGGUCGUGGAAUGGCCGGGUGGCUCUUGAACGUUGUCCCAUCCUCGCGCUUUCAUACCUCGGCUGCAUACUGCUGUCUCUGAAAAUGCUAAUUUCAAGGUGUUUUGGAAUUUCCUUUCUGGCCGCAAAAUGAUCCGCAGCAUAAACGAGCUUAUACCAACACCUAUAAGUAACGUUGCUCCAACUUCAGUCGUCUUACACGCUGUACUGUAAACUGUCCGAUGCCUAGCAGCCCCAGGCUAAUGUUUUGUCGUUGUCAAUCUCGCUUGUUUGCUCUCAUUGGUUUAUAGGUUAUUAGUUUCACUGCUAUGUUAAUGUGUGUCAAUCAGGAUGCGAUAUACAUUUGUAAUGCUAUGGUUUCCUCUUC